Ornithodoros turicata is the source of this 814-nucleotide messenger RNA. RefSeq lists its product as uncharacterized. NCBI's taxonomy places the organism in Eukaryota, Metazoa, Arthropoda, Arachnida, Ixodida, Argasidae. The record is from RefSeq and is a predicted model, not a curated record. The transcript is spliced from 5 exons. Bases 104 to 709 code for a protein of 201 amino acids.
UGUCAAAAGACAGAAAGCAGAAGACAACACAAAGCGUCGAGCAUCAACAGUACAAGAGUGCUGGCUGCUGUUCCUCCUAUACGCCUUUGAAGAUAACGCCGCCAUGCUGUUUUGCUGCCGUGCCAACUCGGAGCUGAUAAAGAAGCGUGGCAAGGAGUUAUUUGACAGCGUGACCAACAGCGACGAUCCAGAGAAUCAGAUCUGGGCACUCGAGUUCAUUCGCUGUCAUCCAACAGCGUUCGGCAAGGCACCAGAAGACACUCUCAGGUACGUGGUAGGGCUGCUGUACCACGAACAGACCCGCCUUGCGACGUGUGCCUUCGACGCCUCCGGGGCUCUUCUGUCACACUACCACAUGCAAGUACGGGACCACUCGUUCGACGUCCUCAUGUCCGCCUUCCACCUCCUCACCUCACAUGCUGCUCCGGUCAGGGAGAAAGCGUUGCACCUGACUGUGCUUCUGUUAGGAUUGGAACCUAUGUCAGCCUCCCGCGAACUCUUGUACCUGGUGCGAAAGAGCGAACGGCUGCAGGUCUUGGGCACCAUGGUGGCGUUUCGUCGCGCCAUCUGUCGAAGCAAAGGUGUACAGGACAUGCCGUUGGCCGAUAUCUACAACCUGUACGCAGCUUACGUUGAGGAGUCGGACGACGACCUGCUCAAGACGGAGGGCAUGCUGGGGCUCGACGUUAUGAAGUUCUACUUCAGGUAGACGUCGGACGUCGCAAGGAAAGUCGUCCCUGACGGAGAGAGAUGUUCAUUUGCUUUUGUAUUGUCAAAGCGUUCAAUGUAUUAAACUUGCUCGAUGCCGAUUAAA